AAUGAUGGUUGGGAUAAUACAGGGAAACAUGCUAAUGGUCUAGUUGAUAAUGGAGAUGAAGCAGAAUUGAACAAAUUGGAUGACAAAAGGAAUUACAAUUUAACCCUAGAUGUGGGUUUAGUUGAUCGCCAUAUUAGACGUCUUGACAACGGUCUUCGCAAGCUUGAAGAUGAAACAAAUUAUGGCAGGUCCAGGUAG
Messenger RNA from Entrophospora sp. SA101, 198 nucleotides. Lineage: Eukaryota; Fungi; Glomeromycota; Glomeromycetes; Entrophosporales; Entrophosporaceae. The record is from the annotation of a GenBank genome assembly.